AUACAGUACGAGAAAAAUGUACUCAACUUAAGUGAAAACAGUUUCACUGAUAACGAGGACAUAGAGAAGAAGGAGUGCUCGACUGCAGGUGACAACACAUCCCAAAGUGUCUACACUAAUAGUGAGAGUAAUAGCGAUACUCUGUGGACACCGGAACCCCAAUCACCGUCUCAUUCAACGCCACCAAAAUUACCACAAAAAUUGCACGAAAAUCUGGUUAAAAAGUUUAACAAUGAAAACAAUAUUGUAGUUAUAAACACAGGGGAGGACACCAUCAGUUCGUCUAUCGCACCCGUAGCUAACACUAGCCCUACCGAAGCCGAAACGUCUUGUAGAAGCGGUUUCUCAUUCAAUAACAUUAUUACAAACGCCGGCUUUUAUGUGAAACAAACGCUAGGGCUGUCCACCCGUACCGGCACUGGUGUUAGUGAUGGUGUGGCCGAUGACGGGGUGAACAGAGACGGCAAACUACCAGAGAUUCAAAGUACACUUCCCAUACUUAAACUAUCGCCUGUAUCCACACCAAUACUCUCGCCAUUAGCGCCGGGCUCUCACUCCUCGGCGCCCAUCAACUAUCUGGACGUUGUUCUGAAUGCCGACACAUUUAUUACAAACGCCAGUUCCCCACACAUGCCAUACAUUACAUUCACUGCAUGUGUGAACAAUACUUUGGCGAACUGUCCGAACCGGGAGACGGCGGCCACCGUUUACCCCCUGUUCAACACAAUGAACUCAUUUGUACCCUAUUUUCUCAUGACUGCCAAAGACUUAGCAAAACUCAACGAAUUGAAGCGAUUGUUUACUGAGAAAUGCGGCGAAUGUGUCGACACAACUAACGAUAGAAAGGCCGACACU
Molecule: messenger RNA, 855 nt
Organism: Medioppia subpectinata
Lineage: Eukaryota; Metazoa; Arthropoda; Arachnida; Sarcoptiformes; Oppiidae
Source: the annotation of a GenBank genome assembly